AGGCCUUUUGUGCCCUAAUUUAGCAGAUGCUUCCGUAUCUCUGAACGGAAAGGCGGGGAGAGAACAUUUCCUUACCCCUGCUGCUUUAAAGAGGCCACAUCGCUUGGGAAGCACAGCGGACUGCUGAGCGCGUUGCCCGCUGACCGGUAGGUGAGAAGCCGCUCACGUCACAAACAGGCACAAGUACACUUUGCUUUGGUUCAAGAAUUCAUCCAGCCACAGCAGAAUGUUUAAAAGAGUCACCCAAUCCGUAGUAAAUCAAAUGGAUCCAAGAGGAGACCUGGUCCCAGUUCGCAGCAUCUUAGACCACGAACAUUUCAGACCCCUCUGUCUAGUGAGAAGAAAAAAAAAAGCCAUCUUCCGCUCAUCUCCCUGCUACAAACGGACGUGGUACACACUCGACGACGUGCUGCUGCCUGGAGAAGACGAUAAAAGCACAGAGUCCCUCUUUCCCCACGGAGGUGGUCAAGAUUCAAGCCAAUAUACAAUCAAAAAAAGCGCCCGUGACAGAGUUGAUGGGAGCCUAAGUUUUUGCGUCAACUCCACAAGCAUAGAGCUGAAAGGAGCUGCCUCCUUGUCCAAAGGGUGGUCCAUCAAGCUGGAGAAGAGCCACAUACCAGUACCAAAACUUGAGGCACUGAAAACAGAAAGAAAAAUAAAUGUGAAUCACUCCUUCAUUCAACAACUAAAGAAAAUACAACAAGAUCUGUAUGUGGUUCAUGAAGCAAUAGAAACCUCAGAGGAAGCCAGCUACGAGGAAUCCACCGAGGCAGAAGGGAGCUUUGUGACCCAGCUUUUUGCCAAGUUUUGUGCGAAGGGCACCAGAGAGAACAAACAGAGCAUAACUAUACCCAAGAGCUGCACCCUGGCCUUCAGGGCAAUCCAGCUGGGCAUCACAGAUGGAUCGUGGGAUCUUUACUAUUUCCCAAAAGAAAAUGAAUCAACGUUUGUAUCUGAUGGUUUCUCACAAGGACAAUUAGGAGCACUGGAGAAAGAAGUUAAAGAGAAUUGUCAAAUUUUCUCCAUGUUGUCUUCCAAUCUGUUAGUCAUAUUUUUAAAAGCCAUCAAAGCUGUGAUGAGAGACAGGAACCUCUUUGAAGAGCUGACCCAGAAAAUGGAAGCAGUUCUUGAUGAAACUGGUAGUUGUGAGCUGAAAACAGAAAGCCCAGACUUAAAAGACCUGUUGAGCAGCUUACAGGGUUCUCCAAGACAUCUUCUCCUUAAGCUGGCAGAAGCAAUCGCCUACGCUCUCGACGCAUUAGAUGAGCUAACGGAGUAUCAGCUGCUGCUAUUGCUGGAGUCUUUGGAAAAGAAGAUUGUGUCCCAACAGCUUAAGUUGGUUAAGAGCAUCUUGGAACACGACACGGAACAUGGGAAUGGGCAUUUCAGCAUGGAUGCCAGCUUGCUCUCCUCACAGGAAGAAGAACAAAAAUUAACCAUUGCGAUGGUUGAGAUGAGUGGAGUGAAGCUCCAGAAAGAUGGGUCCGCUGUCUGGACACAAGAAGCCUUCUCAGCUGUAGCAGCCCUGUACGUGUCUCUGUACACCCUCGAUCUUCUGAGUAACUCACAUUAGGUUACACAGGUCCUUCCAUUAGGGAAGACUUAAAGGGAAUCACUUGAAAAUGUAUUGGGAAGUCCCUUACUGCAAACUAGUUUCUCUCUCCAAGCUUUACCCCUACAUAGAUGAAGCAUUCCUUAUUAAUGCCCAGCGCUGAUUAGAAACGAGUAGCAAAAGCAGACUUAAGGCAAGAAAACUCCUUACAGAAGCCAGAAGCCGAUCACCAAAACCGAUUUUUGUUUCCCCCCCAUACGAACACAGAGUGCCAACUGAAAAACUCACUAGCCCAAAUAAUCACAAGCCUGUCCGUUGGACUUUAUGCCAUCCAAGUUUUCCUAAAAAAAAAAUGCUAGCACGCAGCUGCUCAUGCAAUCAAUAAGGCACAAAGGAGUAAGUCAGCAACAAUUCACUUACCCUGGUCAUAUCUGUGCUUCCUCUGCAACCCAGUAAGCUGCUAAAUGUCAGAAAGUUGUGGGAUCACACAGCAUUUUAACACACACCUGGUAAAACAGCACCUCCAUCACACACCCCAGCAGCAAGGAACAAAUGACAACGUUUCCGAACAAUGUUACAAAUACUUUGGUGACUACUGUAUAAAU
Egretta garzetta (little egret) is the source of this 2157-nucleotide messenger RNA. It is a transcript of the gene GSDMA, whose product is annotated as gasdermin A. The transcript has 10 exons. Gene Ontology annotation, biological process: defense response to bacterium; pyroptotic inflammatory response. The record is from RefSeq and is a predicted model, not a curated record. Bases 227 to 1573 code for a protein of 448 amino acids. Gene Ontology annotation, molecular function: phosphatidylinositol-4-phosphate binding; phosphatidylserine binding; phosphatidylinositol-4,5-bisphosphate binding. NCBI's taxonomy places the organism in Eukaryota, Metazoa, Chordata, Aves, Pelecaniformes, Ardeidae.